AUGGCCUGUUCGAUCGGCUCCGAAAUCGUCGUCUACUUCUUCGUGCCCGAAACGCGUGGACGGCCCGUGGAGGAGAUGGGCGGGUUGUUUGACAACAAAGUGGUAUUCUGCACCGGCGGAUCCGGCAGCAUCUGCUCCGGCCAAGUGCGGGCUCUCGUCGCCUUGGGCGCCAACGCCUGCAUCGUCGGCCGCAACCACGACAAGGCGAAAAAGGUCGCUGCGGAUAUUGCGCUCGUGCGGCCAGGGAGCACGGUGCUGGGUCUCGGCGGGGUGGAUGUCAGGAACUAUGAGAGCGUGAAAGGGGCGGUCGAGACUUGUGUGCAACGCUUGGGCAGCAUUGAUUUUGUCAUAGCCGGAGCAGCAGGCAAUUUCGUCUCGACCAUCGAUGAUCUCUCUGUGAACGCUUUCAAGGCGGUCGUCGACAUCGAUCUGGUAGGCUCUUUCAUCACGGCGAAAUCGACUCUGCCGCACCUCGCUGCUUCUGCGGAACGAGCCAGAGCCACCAAGGAUUCUUCAGAAUCUCCCAGCCUGACUGGUGGCCGCAUCAUCUUCGUCAGCUCGACCAACUACCAGUGUGCGCGUAUCGCCCAGGCUCACGUCUGCGCAGCCAAGGCCGGCGUUAACGCUCUCUCGGACUGUAUCUCGCUCGAGUACGGGCCUAGGGGAGUGACCUCGAACGUCAUUGCCCCGGGCCUGAUCGACGACACCGAGGGCGCUAAGCGGUUGACCGAUCCGGCCCGGAGGGACGAACUCAUUAGGAGUGUCCCUGUGCAACGGCUGGGGCUGAUCAAGGACAUUUCGGACGCGACCAUCUUCCUGUUUGCAGACACGGGGAACUUUGUCAAUGGCGCUACGAUCGACGUCGAUGGCGGCGCCUGGCGCAUCAGGGCGUCCGGUGCUGGGCCCGAUUAUCCAAAUCUGCCCUCGCGGAAUGCACAGCGAGCGACAACAUCUGGCGUGAGCUCGAAAAUAUAA
Molecule: messenger RNA, 975 nt
Organism: Fonsecaea erecta
Lineage: Eukaryota; Fungi; Ascomycota; Eurotiomycetes; Chaetothyriales; Herpotrichiellaceae
Exons: 4
Coding region: 1-975 (324 amino acids)
Biological process (GO): fatty acid catabolic process
Molecular function (GO): 2,4-dienoyl-CoA reductase (NADPH) activity
Source: RefSeq, a predicted model, not a curated record